This is a messenger RNA of Ciona intestinalis (vase tunicate), 1329 nucleotides long. RefSeq lists its product as uncharacterized. Lineage: Eukaryota; Metazoa; Chordata; Ascidiacea; Phlebobranchia; Cionidae. The record is from RefSeq and is a predicted model, not a curated record.
CUUUAUUCUAAUCAAUGGCCGACAACUGAGACAACCCAUAAGUGACCACUGGGUCGGUGGCAAUUACCGUUUCUUGUCCAAAAACACAUCCCCCAAAGUGACACACAUAGGAGUUUAGCAACAGAUCUUACAACAUUUGAGUGUUAUUACGUAACUAAAGACUUUGUUUUUAAACAUACACACAUGUUACUUUAUUAUACCAACCAUAAAACUUGUAAUAAGCAAGAUGACCCACCGUAAUAGUAAAUUAUAAUAUGUCACUAUCACAUUCCGUACGCCCGAAGAUCAUAUACCUGCUCCCAUCUGAAAUAAGAUGCUCGAAAACAACAGUUUCCACUCGCGUGUCCAGCGGUAUCGAUGUAACAGAUCUUUUGCGCCAGUGUUUGCACGGCUACAGAACGAUAAAGGAUUUGACCAUAGAAAAUGAUCACGUUAUCACAGUCAUGUCGUUCUGGGGUCAGUAUUGGAUGGUGGAUGGGCAUAAGAGGCUUUGGGUUCUGCAAGUGCUGCAGAAAAUGGGACGCUGUGGAAAAAUACCGGUCAGAGUUAAGCAAAGAAAAGAUUAUACUUUGUGGCGGAAUUUGUCAACUUUAGUUUGCCCUGUUGGAUCUGUUUCCUUUCGUUUUGAAGAUGAAUCUGAGAGAACGUGGUUUGAGGGAAGACUCAACGAGGUGUGGGAGGAGAUGAAACGUAGCGAACAUGGGAAUCUUGUUAAACCAAUCGAAAGUAGAUUUCUGUUCGCAACAAACUUAUCUGAGCCUGCAAGGUUACGGAAGAUGGUUGAUACACGAGAAAGAAACAACGGUUACAUACCAUGGUACAAAGGUCCGUAUGAUGCAGAUCGAAGGUUGGUGAUGAUGGCGGUUUUGUUGUUCGUUGUUAUUUCGCUUUCGGUGAUUGGCAAGCCAAUAACAGAAGUUGAAGAGUAAAGAUUUGUGAAACUGAAAGCGAUUUUCCAGCGUUUGUUUUGUGAUCCUAAAACGCUUCGCCCGGCACACAAGACAUGAUCAUGGUUUACCAGUCUAUUUUUUUUUCAAAGUUAUUACAUUUUAGGUGAGAAGAAUCCUCUCGGUUUUGUUUUGGAGAACUUUUAAAAGUUGUCUGCCAGAGAUAAAGAUUUUUCAUUAGGAGGUUUUCGCACUAACACAAAACAGUUUAGUUUAAAUUCAAUAAAUAUCAAAACUAAAGACCGAUCAUCAUUCAGUUUUUAGAACAAAACUCGAAAACUCGACUUAACAUUUUAUUGGGCGUUUUAAAACCGUUUUGCGGUUACGUUAACGCAAAUCACAACAAAUGCAGCUACGUUAAUGCACUCGUUUAGAACGACCA